AUGCGUCCUUCUUCAAUUACCAAUGCCGUCGUUCUUGGCCUCCUUGGCUUGGCCCCCAUCGCUUCCGGCCUCUCAACGCCUGCUGGGUCGACAGACGUGGAGCGUCGAUACGUCGGUUCCCCUGCAGCCCUAGCUUCCAAGUUUGUACGCUCCAUCAUCACGGGCCUCGAAGCUCGCCACCACACCGAGGCCCAGAUCGCCGCAAAGGAGGCUGCUGCCGCCAAAAAGGGCGGAAAGAAGCACCAAGCCCGCGAGGCUGAUGUGAUUCCUCCGGACGACGAGUUUGGCUCAUGGGCUGACAAGCGCGCACCCCAUCAUACCGAGGCACAAAUUGCAGCCAAGGAGGCUGCCGCUGCCAAGAAGGGCGGCAAGAAGCAUCAAGCUCGCCAUCACACCGAGGCCCAGAUUGCGGCAAAGGAGGCCGCUGCUGCUAAGAAAGGUGGAAAGAAACACCAAGUCCGCGAGGCCGAUGUGGUUCCUCCAGAUGACGAGUUCGGUUCAUGGGCUGACAAGCGUGCACCUCAUCAUACCGAAGCUCAGAUCGCUGCGAAGGAGGCUGCUGCUGCUAAGAAGGGGGGAAAGAAGCAUCAGGCUCGCGAGGCUGAUGUGGUGCCUCCGGAUGAUGAGUUUGGGUCAUGGGCUGACAAGCGUGCACCCCAUCAUACUGAGGCGCAGAUUGCAGCCAAGGAGGCUGCUGCUGCUAAGAAGACCGGGGCCAAGAAGACCAAGGGCAAUUCUAACUGA
Messenger RNA from Trichoderma reesei QM6a, 744 nucleotides. RefSeq lists its product as uncharacterized. The transcript has 2 exons. Lineage: Eukaryota; Fungi; Ascomycota; Sordariomycetes; Hypocreales; Hypocreaceae. The record is from RefSeq and is a predicted model, not a curated record. Bases 1 to 744 code for a protein of 247 amino acids.